Messenger RNA from Amborella trichopoda, 2734 nucleotides. Lineage: Eukaryota; Viridiplantae; Streptophyta; Magnoliopsida; Amborellales; Amborellaceae. The record is from RefSeq and is a predicted model, not a curated record.
UUUGCACCUAGAAAGUCAGGGCUGCAUUUUAUAUCUCCUCAGGGGGAAUAAGAGACUUUCUUUCUCUACGAAAUCGGCGAGGCAGCUGCUAAAGGGCAGCUUGUUUAGGGAGUUGACAGAGCCUGGUUGUGGGCACAGUCGGCGUCUCUCUUCUUUAUCCACCAAACCCAUUAGGGCUACUCUCUUUCCAGGAGAUGGAAUUGGCAAAAGACAAAACUUGGAUGCCAAAGUCAACGAGAAGAGAAGAAGAAUUACUCCUAAUUUGUUUCCCUCCCUAAAACCACGGCAAAAGACAAAACUGGAUGUCAAAGUCAACAAGAAGAGAAGAAGAAUUGCUCCUAAUUUGAUAAAAGAAGAGAAAAACUUGAGAAGUUUCUACAAAGAGAUCAUGGUUCAUGGGGAUCCCUCCCCGUUUUGCAGUGGGGACCCGUUUUGCAGUAGGGAAGAAGAUGAGGAAAGAAAAUCAAAAUUAGAUCAUUUAAGAGAAAUGUUCAAGAAUGUUGAAAAAAAUGGGGAUGUUAUUGGCCUGGCCCUAAAGAAAACCCCAUCAUUUGUAGACCUUAUGGAGAAACUCUUCAAAGCACCAACAGCUUUGGCUUGUGAGGAUGAAGAGGAUGUCAUGGAUUCAGAAAAGGAUGAUACUCAGUUGGAUUCAGAAAUCAUGGAUUUAGAAACCAAGGCAUUGAGUAAGAAGACCAAGAAGACCAAGGCUGAGAAGCAGCAGAACAAGGCCAUUAAUUUCCCUGCAACAUCUCUAACAAUUGGCACAUGGGAGCUCAUUGCGAAGAAUCCUGGAGAAUUGACGGGAAAAUGCUAUUUUGGUCAACGCAGAUUGGUUUGGGAGAUUUUGGAAGUUAAUUGCAAAUUGAAGAAGAAAAUGGAAAUGCAAUGGUCAGACAUUACUGCUAUGAGAGCAUCCUUUCCCGAAGACACAACACCAACUUUCGAAAUUGUGUUGUGUCGGACUCCUCAAUUCCAUGAAGAAAUUGAGCCGCAGCCCAAAAAGCAUACUCAAUGGCGUCUUGCAUCUGAUUUCACAGGAGGCCAGGCAUUGAAGCACAGGAAACAUUCUCUUAGAAUCCCUGACUUCCAAAAGCACUAUGAUAAGCUUUUACAACAAGGACAAAGCCUCCGUGAUCUCAGCUUGAAAAGCUUUCCAAGUUCGGAGAAUUUGUACUUUGGAUCCUUCACAUAUGAAAGACUCUGGUAUGGUGGCUUUGAGCCUGUAUUUGCAGUUGAGCAUGAAUAUGGAUGUGGAGCAGAAACUAUGUGUUACCUACCUCAGUAUGCGGUUGGCCAUCAAGUUGUAAAUCCAGUAUUGCCGGCUUGUCUGCAAGUUCAAAAUAUAGAAUCAACUUCAGUCAAAAAUAAUAUCGUGCUCAUGGAAGCCAGCGAGGUUGAUGCUGCUACUAGAUUCCAACUUGAAACAACCAGUUGCGUGGAUCCCAGUGUAAAUUUGGGAAGAGACAUGAGAACAAACUAUCUUCAAUUUGUGCACAACGCAGGCUUGGGCAGAGAGAUCAGAAGUAAUGAUUCUCAAAACAUGUUUAAUGCAGCAAGCAUGAUUCAUGAAACCCCACCCACCAAUAAUCUUCAAUUCAUGCACAACACAGGCUUGGGCAGAGAGAUGAGAAGUAAUGAUUCUCAAAACAUGUUUAAUGCAAGCAUGAUUCAUGAAACCCCAACCAUCACAGGACCAACUUUGCCUGGAAGCAUCAAAGUCCCACCAACCCUACACAUUCCACCUCCAACUUUGGAGGUCCCCAACUUUGAAGUCCCAACAAGUGGUACCCACGGGUACUCUUAUCCGUACUUAGGCUAUGGCGAGAGGGUCGAAUCAAACCAUGCUAGCAGUUACCACAUAACCCAUCCUGGCAGUGGGGCCCAUGCCACCUAUGGUGGAAGCAGGACCCACUCAAGUUUUCUAGACCGUGCCGGUUAUGACCACAUGAACUAUGAAAGUGGAGCCCUCACGACCUACACUAGUGGGGCCCACCAAGCAGGCUGCAAUGGGGAGCCAAGUAACUAUGAAAAUGGUUUUGUGCAAAGUUAUCACAGAACGCAGGAAGGAAACAUGGGAUACUCCAUGAUAGGAAGCAGGGGAAAGUUCUAUGGCGACAAUGCAGCCCACACAAUCUACACCAAUGGGGCCCACCAAACAGACUAUAGUGGGGCACAAGGUAACAAUGAAUGGUCUCCAAUUAACAAUGGAAAUCAUUUCACUCUAAAAGAUCUUAGAGUGGAGGAAGGAAACAAGGGAUUAUUGUAUAGCUAGAAUCCCAUGAUAGGAAGCAGUGGAGACCUAAGUAGCCAGAAUCCCAUGAUAGGAAGCAAUGGAGACUUGAAUCCUGUGAAACCAUUAUCUGAAAAUGGCUCUGUGGACGCGGAAUUCGUCGAAGGAGGUUCAUUUGGAUUUCCUGGUUCAUUUGGAUUUCUUGUAACGACUCACUCAAUGACAUCUGCUCUAGGAUGCUUUAUGAUCAGGAUGAAGAUUUCAAGAUUAUGUGAAUUGAGCACAGUUGUUAUUGCAAUUGGUCUCAUUCUUACUUCAUCUUCUUUUCAUGGUUAGAUUCAUUUUAAUGGUGGAUUUGUGAUUCUAGGGCUUUUUGAAUCACUCAAAGGAUUUUUGAAACGGUUUCUUGUUUUGAAGGUGGUUAAAUUCGUUAUUAUCUAGUGUUGUAUCAGAAUAACCCAAAAAUUGAAGUCUUUAUUUAGAAGGGAGUUUCAUCCCAGA